AUUCAUUUAACCGGAUGAGCUCAGACACAUCGCCUGCCUGUUUCCACUCGUCGGUCUUUUCAGCGGCGCUUUUGAUUGGCUGACAGUAUUAUUGUAUGCAAAUCCGGUCGGGGUUGCAGCCAGUAGGUGAAAGGCUCGCGCUAGUGUGGCACUGGAGGCGCGAGGCGAAGCAGCUUUUUGCAGAGCUGUCCACUCCAGCGGAGGUGCUGAAAGCAGGAUUUUCACGCCACGCGUUGAGAAAGGAAUACGCAAACUGGACUGAUAACUUCCUCAAAGGAUUGUCACUCCGAAUACGGCGUAUAACCAAAACGACAUUGGAUUAACUUACACACGUUGUUGUUUUGAAAGUAAUACUGUUAUUCUUCAACCUUACCCGGGAAUACCUUUCUGGACGACUUGUAGUUGGAUACAAAGAAGGGCACUCAUGAGAGGCUUCAGAGGAUGGUGGGCAGCGCUCCUGCUCUGGGGGGCAGUUUUGAUCGCAGAGGCUCGUCCCGGCAAAGAAGGAUUAACCCCAUUGGCCUAUCGACCUCUCGUCAGAUUUCGCCACAAGCAGGACGGGAUCUCAGAGAAUUUACGGAUUAAAGGGUUCUUGGGUCAGGGUGGCUUCUCCGGGCCCUGUGAACAUAAGUACUGCGGCUUGGGAAAGCACUGUGUGGUUGACAGAGAAACCGGUGAAGGAGAAUGUCAGUGUUUGGAUCGCUGCAAACCACAUUACAAACCCGUGUGCGGGUCCGAUGGCAAACUCUACCAGAACCAUUGUGAGCUUCACAGAGCCUCCUGCACGGCCCAUCAGCGAAUUACCAUCAUGCACAGCGAGGAAUGCUUCUACAAAGAUGAUAACUGUCGUCUGGGUGAUUAUAAAAAAUUGAAGAACAAGAUAUUGGACUUGCACGCUCAGAGAUACUCAAGCCCUGGUAACCAUGGAAGCUACGAGACAGACAUGUCGACUAAGAAGCGUCUGGUGGACAUGAUGUUCAAACGCUUCGACGCAGAUGGUAAUGGACGCGUUGACAGCAGUGAGCUUUCACAGGUGAUCAAGCAGGAAGGUCUGAGCAGGACAACAUCAGAGUGCACGCUGUUCGACCUGUUCAAAUACAAUGACGCCAAUGAUGAUGAGCACCUCACUAAAGAUGAGUUCUACACGGCCUUCGAGGUCUAUCAGCUCAGCCUCCCUGAUGACCAGAAGCUGAGCGUUACCACGGUAACGGUGGGUCAAAGCGCCGUGCUCACGUGUGCCAUCACGGGUGACCAGCGGCCACCGAUCGUCUGGAGACGAAAUAACCACGCCCUCAACAUGAUGGAGCUAGAAGAUAUUAAUGAUUUUGGAGAUGAUGGGUCACUAUACAUCACUAAGAUUACCACCACACACAUUGGCAACUACACCUGCCACGCAGAUGGAUACGAACAGCUUUUCCAGACGCACACCCUGCAGGUUAAUGUGCCCCCUGUUAUCCGGGUGUACCCUGAGAGCCAGGCACGUGAGCCAGGGGUCACAGCCAGUCUGCGGUGCUACGCUGAGGGCAUCCCUGACCCACAGCUCUCAUGGCUGAAGAACGGAAUGGACAUCACCACAAAACUCUCUAAACAACUCACGCUUCAAGCUAAUGGAAGUGAGGUCCACAUCAGCAACGUUCACUUUGAGGACACGGGCGCGUACACCUGCAUCGCCCGGAACGAGGCGGGCGUAGACGAGGACAUCUCUUCUCUUUUUGUGGAGGAUUCUGCUCGCAAAACACUGGCAAACAUACUUUGGAGAGAAGAAGGUCUGGGGAUCGGAAACAUGUUUUAUGUGUUUUAUGAGGACGGCAUUAAAGUCAUCCAGCCGGUGGCAUGUGAGAUUCAGAGACACAUCAAACCCAGUGAGAAGCUUCUUGGCCUGCAGGAGGAGGUCUGUCCACAAGUGGAGGGGGAGAAAGAUCAGAAGUGUAUGUGGACAUCAGCAGUCAAUGUGAAGGACAAAUUCAUUUACGCCACUCAGCCUCUACUGAACAGGUUGCUCAUUGUAGACAUCCAAUCCCAGAAGGCUGUUCAGACUGUGAGCACAGACCGGGUUCCAGUAAAGCUGCACUAUGAUAAGUCACAUGACCAGGUUUGGAUUCUGAGCUGGGGAGAUCUCGAGAAAAACUUUCCAACUCUCCAGGUGAUCAGCCAGGCGAGUGGGAGCACAUCUCACCACACCAUCCACACUCAACCAGUCGGCCAUCGCUUUGACAGGGUGGAGGAUUUCUUCAUCCCUCCCAUAAGUCUCACCAUUAAUCACAUCAGGUUUGGUAUUAUUCUCCACAAGAACGAAGCGGCUCUUCACAAAAUCGACCUGGAAACCACCUCCUACGUGAAGAAUAUUAGUCUGAAGGAGUAUGAUUGCAUCCCACAAUCCCUCGCCUACACGCAUCUAGGUGGAUACUACUUUGUCAACUGUCAUCCGGACUCGACAGGUGCGGUACAGCCGCAAUUAAUCAUCGAUAGCGUUACGGACAACGUCAUCGGCCCCAAUAGGGAUGUGAGCGGGACACCUUAUGUGUCUCCGGAUGGCCACUAUCUGGUAAGCGUGGAUGACCGCAACGGGCUAAUGCGUUUACAGCACAUGUCGGUGAGGGGGGAAAUCGGACAACCUUUUGACAUUCACACCAACCUACACCUAUCUGAUCUCGCCUUCAUGCCCUCUUUCACCGAGGCUAACCAGUACAAUGUGUUCGGCAGCUCCGGACAGCAGACGGAUGCUCUUUUCGUGGAGCUCAGCACCGGUAAUGUGAAAAUGAUUAAGAGUCUAAAGCAACCCACACCGUCAGCGCAAUGGCCCUGGACCCGAAAGAACAGGGUCAUGACCGGAAGCGGCCUGUUCGGACAGUAUCUCAUGACCCCUUCCCAAAGCUCCCUGUUUAUACUGGAUGGGCGCCUGGAUAAGCUCAACUGCGAGAUCACUGACGUUCCGUUGGGAAACACCGUGGUGUGGGUGGGAGAGGCGUAAGUCAUCUUACGGGGAUUGAGAGGAAAACAAAAAGGUUACAGUUGCACUGAAUUUGGUCUCUGUUUAAUUUCUCGAGAACAAAAUCUCACUGUUCGAAGCAAAUAACAAAAUUGACUGCAUUGGAAAAGAGAUCUUCAUAUAUAAACGGUAUGGUAAACAAUUGUUUUGUGUAAGCUAGCCAGGUUUUAAAAUCUAAUAGCUGUUAAAUGGAUUCUACAAAACUAUUGGAUGGUUUCAAACUAGCACUGGUAUCUUUUAUUAAGAAACUUUGCAAGAAUCACUUUUUUGAAGGUGAGCAUAGUUAAACGGGUGAAUCGAUUUAAAUGAUAAUAACAGGGCUCAUAAAAACAGCCAAAACAAGGUGAUCAUUUUCAGAAUGUCUUUUAAAAUACGCAAAAUGCAUUCGGCCCACUCUUUUCCAGUGCCUUGAAGGAAUACUUACUAAAAAAGAAAAGUAAUUAUUUCCCCCGAGCCCGCGGAUUAAAUCCUCCCUGGCUUUUCCACAUGCAGAAUGAAAUCGAAAUUGCCACACUUAAAUUUCACCUGUUUAUAACUCCUAUGGACCCCAAGGCAUAUCCGGCUUAUUAUAAAAGCAUCAUGCUGAAAACCCUUUGCCCACUGUGGAGAUUGAGAUGUCAGUAAUUAUGUGUUUGAUAACUGUGUAAAUCCUUUUGAAAAGUUUGGCAAGUGACAAAUGAGCGACCCAUCAAAAUAAGU
Molecule: messenger RNA, 3688 nt
Organism: Misgurnus anguillicaudatus (oriental weatherfish)
Lineage: Eukaryota; Metazoa; Chordata; Actinopteri; Cypriniformes; Cobitidae
Gene: fstl5
Product: follistatin-like 5
Biological process (GO): regulation of BMP signaling pathway; cell differentiation; multicellular organism development
Cellular component (GO): extracellular region
Molecular function (GO): calcium ion binding; protein binding
Source: RefSeq, a predicted model, not a curated record